Molecule: messenger RNA, 782 nt
Organism: Suillus clintonianus
Lineage: Eukaryota; Fungi; Basidiomycota; Agaricomycetes; Boletales; Suillaceae
Exons: 2
Coding region: 256-501 (81 amino acids)
Source: RefSeq, a predicted model, not a curated record
GAAGAACCGGCUUAGUUAUUGGGUGCUGGCUCGUGGAGGCUGGAAUCGCUCGGGACGGCGAAGAAGCGCUGCGGAUCAUCGAACGGGAAUGGCGAACCGUCGAGAAGUGCAAGCGUUUUCCGCACUCGCCAGAGACUGGCCCGCAGUUCGAGUUUGUUAGGAACUUCACGAGUCCAGCGAUGGUGCUUGUCUAAGGGACGGUACUAGUGCGCGCUUUUUGCUUGCCUGCUUUGUUUUCCAUACCUUUGUAUCCAAAUGCUCCUCCCACGCCCCUAUGGAAUCCACCUCGCAUCCUUCACGUCCAUGCAUGUAGCUACUAUAUCCCUAUUCAUAUUUCCGCUGGACCCUGGCAUGGUCACUAGUACUGCUAGUCUCGUACGUACCUGGGCACCCUUCUUCCCUCUUGUGCUGGUCACUUUCCCUCUUGUUAUGGUCAUGUGCACAAUCACAGAUAAUGAAACGCCAUGCCACACUUACAUACGUCUUCGAGCUUCACUUUAAGUAGAAGCUUGGUAGCAUAGGAUGUGCACUGCGAUGAAUGAAUUGCUUUUAAGAGACAAACAUGCGCUUACGAUGGGCUUAUACGAAUGAGGAGAACGCUUGAGUGCCAGCGCACCACCUCCAGCUGAGGGUGUGCAGCACUCACGAAACGUGGCAUGCACACCAACAGAAUGGAACAGAAGAAGCGCUAACUGCGGCUGCAGAAACGGCUAGAAGUCUUUGGGUGCAGAAAAAGAUAGUUUGUCGUUUCAUUUCACUCACAAACACGAUUUUCCUUCGUG